Molecule: messenger RNA, 835 nt
Organism: Marasmius oreades (fairy-ring Marasmius)
Lineage: Eukaryota; Fungi; Basidiomycota; Agaricomycetes; Agaricales; Marasmiaceae
Exons: 4
Coding region: 33-647 (204 amino acids)
Biological process (GO): superoxide metabolic process
Cellular component (GO): mitochondrion
Molecular function (GO): metal ion binding; superoxide dismutase activity
Source: RefSeq, a predicted model, not a curated record
AAAUUUCUCAUCCCAUCGCCCACCUUCACACAAUGGCCAACACCGCAAACGCAGAGCUCCCUAAGCUCGAUUACCCUUACGAUGGUCUCGAACCUUACAUUUCUAAGGAGAUCAUGACUCUUCACCACACGAAACAUCAUCAGACCUAUGUCAACGCGCUCAACGCUGCUGAACAAGCCUAUGCCAAAGCAUCCACUCCCAAAGAGCGCAUUGCUCUUCAAGCAGCUCUAAAGUUCAACGGUGGAGGACACAUCAAUCACUCCUUGUUCUGGAAGAACCUUACGCCUCAGAAAAAUGGUGGUGGUAAACUGUCUGACGGCCCUCUCAAGAAAGCUAUCGAGGAGACUUUUGGUUCUUUCGACGCCUUUAAGAAGGAUUUCAACACCACCACUGCUGGUAUUCAAGGUUCCGGAUGGGGAUGGCUCGGUGUGAGCCCGAAGACGGGGCGACUCGAGAUCGUCACCACUGCCAACCAGGACCCUCUUCUGACCCACACUCCCGUCAUCGGUGUGGAUAUCUGGGAGCAUGCUUUCUAUCUCCAGUACAAAAACGUGAAGGCCGAUUACUUGAACGCUAUCUGGAACGUCAUCAACUUUGACGAAGCCGAGAGGCGUUUCAAAGAAGCUACUAGUGGUUCCAAGCUUUGAGCUGAUGGCGAAAAAGUGAAUAAGAAAGACAUGGAGAAUGAAACAACCAGUGUAGUAGUAUAGUGCUAUUUGGACAUCGGACCCAAAUGCAAUUUUUGAUCUUUAAAUUUUGUCGUUACAGGCCUGGUUCCAUUGUCUGUUAGAUCUCGCCGUUUGUGGCUCACUUUUCCGCCUCUCUGUUCUCCAGU